Messenger RNA from Corticium candelabrum, 1141 nucleotides. Its product is annotated as high mobility group protein B4-like. The transcript is spliced from 10 exons. Gene Ontology annotation, biological process: regulation of transcription by RNA polymerase II. The record is from RefSeq and is a predicted model, not a curated record. NCBI's taxonomy places the organism in Eukaryota, Metazoa, Porifera, Homoscleromorpha, Homosclerophorida, Plakinidae. Gene Ontology annotation, molecular function: transcription cis-regulatory region binding; DNA binding, bending. The coding region runs from base 6 to 971 and encodes 321 amino acids.
CUGUGAUGUCUUCGGUGCUGUUUGCGAUUCGCAGGUGUAAUGCGAUGCGUAUGACGGCCUGCCUUUUGUCUCUGCGCUCAAAUCGGGGACACUUGUGUCUGUUUGAGCCGUAUAGAGAGAAGUCGACCCUCAGAAAAUUGAAAGGAGCACCAGAAGUGCUAAGAAAUAGUCCAAAGAAGCCUAGGACUCCUUUCUUGAUGUUUUUGGAAGAAAUACGAUCAAGAAUACAAGAUGAGGAACCAGGUCUUUCAAUGAAAGAAGUAGUGAAGAAAGUCAGUGAAGAAUACCACAAAUUAAGUAAUGCCAUGAAAGAGGCAUACAUUGCUCGAUACCAAGCUGAGAUGCAAGAGUUUAGAAUAGAAUCGACGAAAUACUACAGCUCUCUGUCAGAUGAAGAAAAAGCUAAACUUGCUGAAUUUAAGGCAAAGCACAAAGAAGAAGCAGUACAAAAGAAGAAAAGAGCACAAUAUCGAGCUCUGAAUCCACCUAAAAAGGCAAGUGGUGCCUUCAACUGGUUUGUGAAGGACUAUGCUAUUAUUAGUAACUCAAGUACAUUUGGUCCAACAAUGAUGGUUGAAGCCGCUCAGAAAUGGAGAGAGAUGACUGAGAUUGAGAAACAACCUUAUCAAGACAAAGCAGCUGCUGCUGUAAUUCGUUACCGAGAGGAGAUGAGGGACUUUCAAAUUCUUCAUGGAAUCAAUUCUGCGGCUCCUGUUGCAAUUGAAAAGCCAAAGCCAGCAUUUGCUCUGUUUCUUGCCCAUCAAAUGGAAACAGGAGCUAUUAGCAAAGAGGAAAAGUCAAUGGUUGACGUAGCACAUGAGGCAAGACAUCAAUGGAUCACCAUGACAGAAAAGGAACGAAAACCAUUUCAAUUGAGAGCAACACGAGACAGGAAAGAAUAUGAGGAAAAGAUUGAGGUCUACAAAAAGAACGUUGUUACUAAAAGGAGAACUAAACUGAUGAAGGAGUAGCUGAAAUGUGACUUGCACAUAUAUAUUGCCUGUUGUUAAGAGUGAAUGUAGUAUUGUAGGUUGGUUAGUGUAGCUAGAUGACACUAAUCUGCUCAUGCAUUCAGGUCCAUUAAAUAGAAUUGUAAUUAUGAGCUGCUGCUGUUUGGUUGUAAUUUAAUUAAUCUGAGAGC